UUUUCUCUUUCUCUUUACUUUGCUUCCACUGGGGAAAUGGCUUCCUCUGGAUCACAGAAGCUGGAAGAGAAAUUAAUAUGCUGCAUUUGUCUGGAGAGGUUUACCACGCCUGUAACUGUGCCUUGUGGACACAGUUUUUGUGAGAAGUGCAUCAACAGCCACUGGGACAAAGAGGAACAAGCACCCAAUCGCCAGGAGACCUGCAGUUGCCCUGAAUGCCGAAAAUGCUUUCCAGAGAGACCCAAACUUAGCAAAACUGUCCAGCUUGAAAACCUGGUAGAGCUGCUGAAACAGGAAGAAGUCUGCCCAGGUGUCUCAGAAGGAGAGAUGAAGAAGGCAGCUGGUUCUCAGGCAAGGCAAUGCCCAAAUCAUGGCCGGCCCUUGGAGCUUUACUGUGUAACAGAGAAACGCUGCAUCUGCUGUGUGUGUACCGUGAGAAGCUGCCAAAAGCACCAGAGGGCUCUCUUUGAAGAGGGACGGAAAGCUCAAGAAGGGUCAAUCAAGGAAACCUUGGAAGAAAAACGAAGAGAGGCGGAAAGAAUUGCGGCAGAAAUCCAGAAACUGGAGCAGCAGAUGAACCACGUUACAGUUUUCUCAACGAAGUUCAAAUCAGGAAUUUUGCAAAAAUUUGAUCAUCUCAUGGAAACCCUAAAAGAAUGUCAGAAGAAGGUGUCAGAGAUGGUUACAAGUGAGCAUGCUGCUUGGCUAAAGCAAAUGCAGGAGAACCAGAACUGCCUACAGCAUCAUUUGGAGACUGUCACACAAUACAACAGGACAGCGGAAGAGCUCCUGAGCUCUGCAGAUGAUGUCAAGUUUCUUGAAGAGCAACAUCUCCUUUCUCCACCUACUAAACUGGAAGUUCCUCCAGUCAUUCAACUUGACUUGGAUAAGAAUGCAAAUACCGUCGCCAAGUUCUUCACCGAAUUCUCCAGGCUUUUUGAGGCACUUCAGUCAAAUCUUUUGAAUCCACAAGCAGGUGGCAGAAAAAUCAGACUUGAGCCAAAGGUAUUUGUGAAGAGGAUGCCUGAACCUUGUCUUUCAGAGAAUGAACUAAGGACAAAGCUUCUAAAGGAUCAGCAGAAUUUGACAUUUGAUCCAGUCACAGCCAACAAAUAUCUGCAGAUAUUUGAUAAUAAUCAGAAAGCAACUCAUCAAGUUUUUCAAAAACCAAAGCCAAAUGACCCUCAAAGGUUUGAGCCAUGGCAAGUCAUGUGUACUCAGAACUUCAGCCAAGGCAGCCACUACUGGGAAGUAGAGUUAUCCAACCAUUCUGUCAUUGUUGGCGUAGCGUGCAAAACAUUCACCAGAUUGAAGCAGUCUCAUCAGAAGUUCACCAUUGGGUUGGAUAAACUCUCCUGGGGCCUGCAUAUCCAAGAGGACAGCUACGUGGCUUGGUACAAUGGCAAGUCUACAAAGAUCAAAGAACCCCUGUGCAAAUUCAUUGCAGUUCUAUUGGACUGUGAUCAAGGAACGAUAUCAUUUUACAGCAUAGACAAUAAUAUGAAAUGCCUCCAUGUUUUUCACACCACCUUUACAGAGCCUCUGGUCCCAAUUUUCUGGCUUUGCGAAGGUACAGCUGUGACACUUUGCCAAAGGCCACCCAGCCAGAUUAUAACUGAUGAAAGAUCACCUGAUUUACAGGUAUAGGCAAAGACUGCCCCUAUGGAAAAACUCUGAGCAAACAAAUAACUCUGGAACAUUGGAGAAAAAAUGGCUACUUGGCUGUACCGGCAAUUCUGUUUUUUUAUAGCUCUCCUAUGAAUUGUAAGCCCACCUUGCCUUUCCAGAUAAAGAUGCAGUUAGAUGCUUAUGCAGCACAGAAUCUGAUGCACAUGUUUUUGGGACUGUAUAAAGCUUUUUGGAAAACUACAAAAAUUAAGAAAUGAAUAUCAAUAAAGAAAUAGUGUAAACAAAACGAUAAUUUUUAAUUGGGAAAUUGCCACAGCCAAUAAAAGAAUCAAGUUGGACAGAAAGGAAAUGCACAGUAAUGUUUACCCUGGACUGUUCACAUACACUCUGCAGCCACUUCAUUGUGAAGGUAUGCUGUGAAACAGUUAAGUACAUAUAUAGUUUCUCAUAUGGAUGACUGGAUACUAACAAAUUCUUAAGAAUUCAUAUUCUGGAAACCAACUUUUAAAUUUUAUUUUUGUACCCUUUUUCUAUUAGAAGAGACUAUACUAGAGUAUUUUACAAAAGAAUUAAACCAGUUUUUAAAAGAUCAAUAUUAAUAAAUAUUUGUUAAAAACAAUUAUAAAAAAUACAAGCAUUAAUGUUUUAUUUUUUUAAAAGCAGUUUAAAAGAAAAUAUAGAUCUAGAGCAGGUUUUAUUUUGUUUUCGUAAGUUUGAAAAUUCGCAGGGAAAGAAAGCUUAUUUUUCUAUAGAGAAAAUUAUAACAUAUUUAAAACUAGCAUUACAGAUUCUUGUCAUGUUUAUUAUCUUUUUUAUUCUGUUCAUUCAAAAGGAAAGUUGGAAUAAUAUUAUCUAAAGAUUCUCAGAACUGCCCAUUAGCAAGACAUCUCUUAGAAAAUUGAACUGAACAGGACCAUAUUUUCCAUUGGUUUGGGGGUGGGGGAAGAGGACUGAAGAGAAGCUGGAAAAAGAUCAAAGUUGAAAAUGAGUCAGAUCUGGCUGUUGAGGUUGUUGAGGAAAAGAUCUAGGAAAGUUUUCAACUUUUUUUUUUUAAUUGUUAAAUUCUUGUAUUAUGUUUUCCUUUUCUGUCUAUGAAUUGGACUAUGCUCAUAAUCUUCCAAGGUCAUAAUUUCUCAAGAAGAGUAAAGUUUAGGGAUCCGUAAUAUCAAAUAGGGGUCCAUCUAAUCCAGAGAUGACAAACCUAUGACACACAUGUCAAAGGUGACAGGCCAUGACCUUUUGGAUCAUGCACACCAGCAUUCCCCAACAUUCCCCAACUAUUCUCAAAAGUACAUUCCAUUCCUGCACAAUUUUGGAGACUGUGGAGACCAUGGAAGAGCAUUCUUUGAAGUCACUUCAAAAAACGAAGGCCGCAUGUAACAAAUAAGCUGCAGGGACCUGUUAACAGAAAGAGAGCAUUGCCUGAUGCUCUGGCAUAUGGCAAAUCCUUGGGAUCAGAGACAAUUGGUCUGCAUUUAAAAAAAAUAAAAUUAUGAAAAUA
Thamnophis elegans (Western terrestrial garter snake) is the source of this 3130-nucleotide messenger RNA. RefSeq names its product tripartite motif containing 65 (gene TRIM65). Gene Ontology annotation, biological process: positive regulation of autophagy. Lineage: Eukaryota; Metazoa; Chordata; Lepidosauria; Squamata; Natricidae. Bases 37 to 1647 code for a protein of 536 amino acids. Gene Ontology annotation, molecular function: protein binding; zinc ion binding. The record is from RefSeq and is a predicted model, not a curated record. The transcript has 6 exons.